Molecule: messenger RNA, 3006 nt
Organism: Venturia canescens
Lineage: Eukaryota; Metazoa; Arthropoda; Insecta; Hymenoptera; Ichneumonidae
Product: long-chain-fatty-acid--CoA ligase ACSBG2-like
Exons: 12
Coding region: 695-2701 (668 amino acids)
Cellular component (GO): membrane; endoplasmic reticulum
Molecular function (GO): long-chain fatty acid-CoA ligase activity
Source: RefSeq, a predicted model, not a curated record
CGAAACGAUGCAGCUCCGGAUUUGAAAAUUUCUUAUUAGACUGCACAAUUCUGCAAGCGUUUUCGUUCCCUUUGAAAACUUUUUCAGAAUUUUGAAAAAUUCUCAACAUUCGUUGACGUUGUAUUUGAAUGGGGACUUUGAACGUUUAGUUUUGGGGGGUCCAACGAUUGAAAGUAAAAAAUGGAAAUUAUGAGUGCAGAAAUCUUUUUUAAUUUAUAGAAAACUAGACUUUGCUGACUCUUUGCCUUCUUACCAAUUUUCAUACUUCAUGAGAUCCAACAUAUUUUAGUGUUUUUUUCGCUCGUGAAAUAAAAAUACUUAUCAUAUUGCUUCAUAGCAACUUAAGUUACGGGAUCUACGAUGUAUUUAUAAAUCCUCCAACGCAGUUAUUAUUUAACGAUGCAUAAUCAAGAGAGCCUCGUAUCGCGAACUACAAUUAAAUGAAAUUGCAGAAAUUAUGGCACUGAACAGAGAUUGCGAGAACUUUAAAAAGUAUCAAGCCACUCGAGGCUUCGGGAAACGGCAGUAUCUUUAUUGCUUUUCGAUCAAACGUACGCUCCAAUUUUAAACGGUCCCAUCCAAUGAUUUUUCGCUUUCAAUUUUCGUAAAUACUCAUUUUUCUUUUCGUCCUCCAGCAGAAUCGCACGGUUUAUACGGCCUUUUCGACUUGGUAUAAUUGCGUCUCUACCGAAAAAUGGCAGAUUUCGGCGUUUCGCCAGAAUAUGCAGGAACGAGCAAAGAUGGUUUGGACGGUCCGGAUCAGGUGUUGCCUUCUGAUGUUGACACAACGUGUGAACCCUCCGGAAGGGUUCGUAUAAAAUUCGACGACAACGAUCGCGCGCACGAGGUCAUGUCAGUCCCCGGCGUUCUUAUGAAGACUGUGAAAAGUUACGGUGAUCAAGUUGCACUGGUAUCGACUCCAGGAGUUGACGGAAAUAGCAAGACUUGGACUUGGAAGGAGUACGAAGCUGAGGUGAGAAUAGUCGCGAAAGCUUUUUUGAAGUUGGGCCUCGAGCGUUAUCACAGCGUUGGUAUUAUUGGUUUCAACUGCCCGCAAUGGUUCUUCGCGGAUAUUGCUGCUAUAUAUGCUGGGGGAUUUGCGACUGGAAUUUAUACGACUAAUUCGCCCGAGGCGUGUGAGUUUUGCGCAGAAAAUAGCAGAGCCAAUAUCCUCGUUGUCGAAGACAAUAAGCAAUUAGAUAAGAUUUUGAGCAUCAGAAAUAAAUUGACUCACUUAAAAGCCAUCGUGAAAAUCGAUGGGAAAUCGAAGGAAAAAAACGUUUACAGUUGGGAAGAGAUUCUACAGAUUGGCAAAGCCGAAUCGGACACCCAACUCAAUGCUGUUCUCAAAACUAUCGGUGCCAAUGAAUGUUGUACUCUAGUUUAUACGUCGGGGACAACCGGAAACCCGAAAGCUGUUAUGCUCAGUCACGACAAUUUGGUGCACGACGCCAGAGCAAUUUGUCAAAAGAUUGGUUUGCACAAGGGGCAAGAAGUAGUCGUUAGUUAUCUUCCAUUGUCGCACAUCGCAGCGCAGAUCGUUGAUAUAAUGGUGCCGAUGGCGGUGGCUGCGACAGUGUAUUUCGCAGAUAAAAAUGCAUUGAAAGGCUCCUUAGUCGAAACCCUGCUAGUGGCACGACCAACAGCAUUUUUAGGAGUGCCAAGAGUGUGGGAAAAAAUUUACGAAAAAAUGAUGGCUGUGGCACGCAGUAACGGAGCAAUAAAAACAUGGAUAGCGACGUGGGCAAAGGCCCAAGGACUGCAGUACCAUAUGAACAAAAUGAAUGGAAUCGAUUACAAAAGUUGGGGAUACGUCUUAGCAAAAGCUAUCGUUUUCAACAAAGUCAAAGCAAAUCUUGGAUUCGACAGAUGCAAAUUAUGCAUCACGGGGGCUGCUCCUCUCAGUGUGGACAUUCAAAAAUAUUUCAUGAGCCUCGAUAUACCACUCAUGGAGGUUUAUGGAAUGUCCGAAAGCACCGGAGGUCAUUCGAUCAACACUAACGAUAAUUACAGACUUGGCAGCGUGGGAACAAGUUUGCCUGGUUUUACGACGAAACUGGAUAAUCCCGAUGACACAGGUGAGGGAGAAGUCUGCAUGUCGGGACGGCACAUUUUCAUGGGCUAUUUGAACGAGCACGAGAAAACCAAGGAAUCGAAGGACGAUGCUGGAUGGCUGCACAGUGGAGAUCUCGGAAGACUCGAUGAUCGCGGUUACCUACAUAUAACAGGCCGCAUAAAGGAGCUCAUUAUAACAGCCGGAGGUGAAAACGUUCCUCCGGUACCGAUCGAACAAACUUUACUGGGCGAAUUACCAACGUUGAGCAAUGCGAUGUUGAUCGGCGAUAAGAGAAAAUUCCUGACAAUUCUAGUCACGCUGAAAACGGAUAUGGAUCCGGAUACUGGAGCUCCCCUCGACACUUUAACAGAACCGACACGAUCGUGGGCCACGUCGAUCGGAUCUGGUGCUACGACUGUUAAGCAAAUCUUAGACAACCGGGAUCCGGCAGUUCAUGCAGAAAUUCAAGAAGCUUUAAAUAGGACGAAUGCACGUGCAACGAGCAAUGCUCAAAAGGUCCAAAAGUUUCGGAUAUUGCCUCACGAUUUUUCGCUUCCAACUGGCGAGUUGGGACCAACGUUAAAAGUACGGAGGAAUAUAAUCGUCAACAAAUACGCGGAUCUCAUUGACGAGAUGUACGAAUAAUUCAAAUCGGAUCAAGUUUCUUUUCACUAUUUCAUUUGUAAUAUACAACUGAUGAUUUCAAUCUCGGGAGGGAUUCUGUUGAAUGUUCAUUUUUUGGAAUUCUGUACCAAGGAAGAAUUAAUUGUUUUGAUUUAUCUGUAGAAAUGAAUGCCAAUUAUUGUGUACUAGAAAUAUACGAAUAAACAACAUUUUCGUAAGACUCCAUAAACAAAAACUGCAAUUUAUGCUUUCCAAAGAAUGAGUAGAAAAAAAAAUUUAUAAAAAAGCAACCAAAAGUCAAUAAACUUGAAGUAACUUUUGUUCAA